GCAGCCGAGAGACCGAACCUGCCGCUGCCCGAUGAGAGGCGCCCCCGGCCGGCCGGGGCAUGGCUGGGCCGCGCUGCGCUCAGGCUCCAGUCACAUUUGACGACGUCGCUGUCUAUUUCUCUGCGGAGGAGUGGGCGGAGCUAGCAGAGUGGCAGAAGGAGCUGUACAAGGACGUGAUGAGGGACAACUACGAGGCUUUGAUCUCCCUGGGACAUGCUGCCGCUAAACCUGACAUUAUCUGGCUGAUUGAACGUGGGGAAGAGCCGUGUGUCAAGGGUCACAAGGACUCGGGGAAUGGAAAAGCUUUUAACUUCAUCUCAGUUGCUGAGAUCAGGGGGAAGAAGGAGACUUAUCCGCAGGAGACUCUCAGGGGAUUGGAAGUGCCCAGGCUGUUAGCAGGGGGACCCACAGAACGUGGCCUCCAGAGCUCGGACAGGGAAUUAGCCUGUCAGGCUCAGUCCAGCUCAGAAGAUCAUCAGGGAAACUCUGCCAGAAGUGGAGUGGAGCCACCUCCUCCUUGGCAAAGCGGGUUCACUGCAGCCACCUGGCAACGCUGCUGCCUGGGAUGUGAGCAGGCAGCUCCCUUUGAACUCUCUGGGGGACGCCCGCGUGAUGCUGAGGACAGGUUCUGGCCCUUGGACGUCCUGGCUCCCCAGCCAUUCACUCCUGCAGAGACUCUGUAUAAAUGUAUCCAGUGUGAGAAAUGGUUCACUCACCUGCCAGCUGCAGGCGGUCACGGCGGGACCCCCAUGGGAGCAGAGCCCUCCAUGUGCCCCAAGUGCAAGGGGAGCCGUGGGGAGAGCUCUCAUCUUAGUGCAUGUCAGAGAAUCCCCCCAGGAGAGACCCUCUGUCUGUGCACUCGCUGUGAGCAAAGCCCAGCCCGGCCCGCGCCCCAGAGAAUCCCCCCAGGAGAGACCCCCUGUCUGUGCACUCGCUGUGAGCAAAGCCCAGCCCAGCCUGUGCCCCGGAGAACCCCCCCAGGAGAGACCCCCUGUCUGUGCACUCGCUGUGAGCAAAGCCCAGCCCAGCCCCUGUCCCAGAGAACCCCCCCAGGAGAGACCCCCUGUCUGUGCACUCGCUGUGAGCAAAGCCCAGCCCAGCCUGUGCCCCGGAGAACCCCCCCAGGAGAGACCCCCUGUCUGUGCGCUCGCUGUGAGCAAAGCCCAGCCCGGCCUGUGCCCCGGAGAACACCCCCAGGAGAGACCCCCUGUCUGUGCACUCGCUGUGAGCAAAGCCCAGCGCAGCCCCUGCCCCAGAGAAUCCCCCCAGGAGAGACCCCCUGUCUGUGCACUCACUGUGAGCAAAGCCCAACCCAGCCCGCAUCCCAGGGAAUCCCCCCAGGAGAGACCCCCUGUCUGUGCGCUCGCUGUGAGCAAAGCCCAGCCCAGCCUGUGCCCUGGAGAACCCCCCCAGGAGAGACCCCCUGUCUGUGCACUCGCUGUGAGCAAAGCCCAGCCCGGCCCCUGUCCCAGAGAAUCCCCCCAGGAGAGACCCCCUGUCUGUGCGCUCGCUGUGAGCAAAGCCCAGCCCAGCCUGUGCCCUGGAGAAUCCCCCCAGGAGAGACCUCCUGUCUGUGCGCUCGCUGUGAGCAAAGCCCAGCCCAGCCCCUGUCCCAGAGAAUCCCCCCAGGAGAGACCCCCUGUCUGUGCGCUCGCUGUGAGCAAAGCCCAGCCCGGCCUGUGCCCAGAGAACCCCAGGAGAGACCCUGUCUGUGCGCUCGCUGUGAGCAAAGCCCAGCGCAGCCCCUGCCCCAGAGAAUCCCCCCAGGAGAGACCCCCUGUCUGUGCACUCGCUGUGAGCAAAGCCCAGCCCAGCCCCUGUCCCAGAGAAUCCCCCCAGGAGAGACCCCCUGUCUGUGCACUCGCUGUGAGCAAAGCCCAGCCCGGCCCCUGUCCCAGAGAAUCCCCCCAGGAGAAACCCUCUGUCUGUGCACUCGCUGUGAGCAAAGCCCAGCCCGGCCUGUGCCCCGGAGAACCCCCCCAGGAGAGACCCCCUGUCUGUGCACUCGCUGUGAGCAAAGCCCAACCCGGCCCACAUCCCAGGGAAUCCCCGCAGGAGAGACCUCCUGUCUGUGCACUCGCUGUGACCAAAGCCCAGUCCUGCCUGUGCCCCACAGAAUCCCCCCAGAAGAGCGACUGUAUAGAUGCCCCGAGUGCGAAAAAAGCUUCUGCUACAAGCAAGAAUACACGUGGCACCAGAGAGCCCACCUUGGUGAUAGGCUCCAUAAAUGUAGUGGGUGCGAGAAAAGCUUCCGCUCCAAGCAGGAGCUGGUCUGGCACCAGCGGGCCCACGCAGCGGAGAGGCCAUACAAGUGCAGCGAGUGUGAGAAGAGCUUCCACUACAAGCAAGAAUUUACCUGGCACCAGAGAGCCCACGUGGGCGACAGGCCGUACAAAUGCCCCACCUGCGAUAAGCACUUCCGCUACCAGCAAGAGUUCACAUGGCACCAGCGGAGCCAUGCUGGGGAAAAGAGCUACAAGUGCCUGGGCUGUGAGAAGAGCUUCCGCUACAAGCAGGAAUUCAUGUGGCACCAGAGGAUCCACGCGGGGGAGAACCCCUACCAGUGCCCCACGUGCCAGAGGACCUUCCGCUGCAAGCAGCAGUAUACGAGCCACCAGAGGAUCCACAGCGGGGAGAGGCCCCAUAGAUGCUCCGAGUGUGGUAAGAGCUUCAGCCGGAAUUCAGCCCUUCUUAAGCACCAGCGACUCCACACCGGGGAGGGACCUUACCGCUGUCCUGACUGCGAAAAGAGCUUCAGCCAGAGCGCAGACCUUCUCCAACACCAGAAAUCCCACGCACGCAGGAGAGCCCGGCUGGAUGGGCAGAAGCCUUCCGAGGGGAGGCAACCCCAGCAAGGCCCUAGCAAGGCUGCGGGCAGAGAGACCCUGUAAGCCCCCCGAGCCUGCAGCACGAUUCAGGGGGAGCACUCGCAUGUGGGAGCCCGAAGCAGGAGAGGAGCUCAGCUGAUGAACCCAGCACGUGAGAGCCUCACGCACAGGCUGAAGUCGCAGAGCCACGCGGGAAAGGCCUGGGAAGGGCUGUAGAGUCAGAGUCCCUUGGGGAGCCCAGGAAAGACACACACAUGGCAACGAGUUUGCAGUAGGUCCAGUAGGACGUCUCUUCCUGAAGGUGCUCAGAUACUUCAGUGAUGGGCAGCAGGCUAGAACCUGGGACUCCAGUGCCCCGUCUGGCUGCUGACUCUGUGCCUUCUUAUUGCUAAAUGAGUAGCUGCUCCAGUGCCCCUGGGACUAAGGUGCUCACGUGCUCCAGUCCUGCUCCCCUCACAUUGCAUUGUCAGCCUUAAAUAUGCCAGGAGAUCUCCAUUGCUGGGGCGAAACCAACAUGUUCAUGCAACAUUGUGGUGGAGGAUGUCAGUGCCACGGAGUCAGGAUGGUCGAAGUGCUGGGACUCGCAGCAGCCCUUAGCUGAGCCCUCUGGAUAGCGAUAACUCACAGCUGCAGGCAGGGUACUGGAGCGAUGAUGCUCUUCUCGCUUGCACCCCUGCCCCAAAUACUCAGAUCAAACCAUUUUGCUGCCACCCUGCAUCACACGUCAGAGUAAAGGAGGAGCUAUAUGGGUGCCUUGCUUACUGGUACUUUGCACAAGCAAGGUAACAGCGCCACCUCUAGAGGGCGAUCUCAUACUAACAUCAUGGGGCAUUUCUGCUACUUGCUGUUAUUUGACCCACCUGUACCCACUGCUGCAAAGAUCCCUCAGCGGGGAGGUCCUGAGCAUUGCAGGGGGCCGUGAGAGCUCAAAGCACAGUGUCCCACGUUCCUCAGAGUACAGCUGCUAUUCUCACCAGCUCUCUCUUCAGCUUCGGCCCCGCGUUCCUGUGCAGAAUGUGAUAUGGGAGCUGCGCUUCCCUAAGUGCCACCCUUUCAGAGGGUGCUGCAUGCACACAUUGUGCACCUCUCUGCUAGCUCGCGGGGGCUCGGCCGUGAUCCCUCCCUUGGCCAGACCCCUUUGGGGAAUCGAGUGCUGGAGCUAGAGUCACAGUCCAUCGGCUCCUUCCUGGAAGUGUGGCUGGCGCUGUGCAGAGGCGUUCUGGCUCCCUCUCACCACACACAGCCAGCUCCAUCAGGCGUUUUUCUCUACGACAUCUCAAACCCUCUUGUCAUGCCGUAGUCAGAACUUUUCCUGGGGCUAAAUUCUGUUACACGGAUGUAAAUCCUGAGCAACUCCACUGAAUUUUGUGGUGUUUACACUGCUGUAACUGGGAGCAGAAUCUGGCCCUUGACUUCAGAUCUCGUUCCUCCCUAGUGUUGCUGCAGGGCAGUGGGAGCAGUAGCCACCUCCACUCCUCGUCCUGUCUCCACCAUCUUGCGGAGCAUGAGAGAUACCUGUAGGAAAUGGGAUCUGCCACAUGUGGGGGGUUUGGACUGUCCCUUGUCCUGAUAUGGGCUGAAAUCCAUUGGAUGCAGUGGUGAGCUCCAGCCGGUUCACAAGAACCGGUUGUUAAAUUUAGAAGCCUUUUUAGAACCGGUUG
Molecule: messenger RNA, 4489 nt
Organism: Mauremys reevesii (Reeves's turtle)
Lineage: Eukaryota; Metazoa; Chordata; Testudines; Geoemydidae
Product: zinc finger protein 850-like
Exons: 4
Coding region: 60-2891 (943 amino acids)
Biological process (GO): regulation of DNA-templated transcription
Source: RefSeq, a predicted model, not a curated record